AUGCCUGUACGUGCCAAGGGCUCGGAUCAGCACCUCGGCUCACUGUUCUUCGCUCCCCCUUUGCUGACCGGCAGCUUGAUAUCGCUCAACACGCCCAACUGGCAGCCCCGGCACUCCCGGGAUACGUGUCCGCACCCACCGGAGCGCGGGACACGGCCUCUCCCUCCCCGCACGGAAGUUGUGGGAGGGCGCUGGAAGACUGUCUGGGGUUCUCUAGGCACAUUCAAGUCUGACGACGGGGACUAUUUUGUAGAGCCGCUGCUAUCGCUGGAAGAACAGGAGUAUGAAGAAGAGCACAAUAAACCACAUCUAGUCUACCGACACCGGACGCCUCCAACCAACUCUUCAGGGGAUGGGCAGACUUGCGAUACUCCAGAUCAUGAACACAGUCACAAAAAGAACAAGCGGAAACACUGGAGAAGACACUGGGCAGAAAGCAGCAUAUUGUCUGACAUGGAGAUGUUGAAACACAGCCUGGAAGUGAAUUCACUUUCUGCAGAUAGCAACAAGACUGGGAACCUCAGUGAAAAGAAGAGCCACAGACGAACAAAGCGGUUUCUCUCCUACCCUCGGUUUGUGGAAGUGAUGGUGGUGGCUGACAGCAGGAUGGUCGCCUACCAUGGUGCUAAUCUACAGCACUAUGUCUUAACGUUAAUGUCAAUAGUGGCUUCUAUCUACAAAGACCCAAGCAUUGGAAAUUUAAUUAACAUUGUUAUUGUGAAAUUGGUCGUGAUACAUAAUGAACAGGAUGGUCCUGCAAUAUCUUACAAUGCCCAGACAACAUUAAAAAACUUUUGCCAAUGGCAGCAAUCCCAGAACCACCCCGAAGGAAGUCACCUUCAACACGAUACAGCCGUGCUUGUUACCAGACAGGAUAUUUGUAGAGCGCACGACAAAUGUGAUACUCUGGGUCUGGCAGAGCUGGGCACAGUCUGUGACCCAUACAGGAGCUGCUCAAUUAGUGAAGAUAACGGACUGAGCACUGCUUUCACAAUAGCACAUGAACUUGGCCAUGUGUUUAACAUGCCACACGAUGAUAAUCACAAGUGCAAAGAAGAAGGAGGUAAAAAUCAACAGCAUGUCAUGGCGCCAACACUGAACUUCUACACCAAUCCCUGGAUGUGGUCAAAAUGCAGUAGGAAAUACAUCACUGAAUUUCUGGACACUGGUUACGGGGAGUGUUUGCUUGAUGAACCUUCAUCGAGAACUUACACGUUGCCUCAGCAGCUCCCAGGGCUGAUUUAUGAUGUCAACAAACAAUGUGAGUUAAUUUUUGGACCUGGAUCUCAAGUGUGCCCAUAUAUGAUGCAGUGUCGGCGACUGUGGUGUAUCAACAUUGAUGGCGCACACAAGGGAUGUCGUACCCAGCACACACCUUGGGCUGAUGGGACAGAAUGUGAGCCUGGAAAGCACUGCCGGUUUGGGAUGUGCGUGCCCAAAGAGCGAGAGGCGCCGGUGACGGACGGCGCGUGGGGGACGUGGAGCCCUUUCGGGACCUGCUCGAGAACCUGCGGCGGCGGCAUAAAGACGGCGAUACGGGAGUGCAACCGGCCCGAGCCUAAAAACGGUGGGAAAUACUGCGUGGGUCGUCGCAUGAAGUUUAAAUCCUGCAACACCGAACCGUGCUCAAAGCUGAAGAAGGAUUUCCGGGACGAGCAGUGCGCCGACUUCGACGGGAAGCACUUCAACAUCAACGGGCUGCCCACGAAUGUGCGCUGGGUGCCCAAAUACAGCGGCAUCCUGAUGAAGGAUCGGUGCAAGCUGUUCUGCCGAGUGGCGGGGAAUACGGCGUAUUACCAGCUGCGGGAUCGCGUGAUCGACGGGACGCCCUGCGGCCCCGACACCAAUGACAUCUGCGUGCAGGGCCUUUGCCGGCAAGCUGGAUGCGAUCAUGUGCUGAAUUCAAAAGCAAGAAGAGAUAAAUGUGGUGUUUGUGGUGGGGAUAAUUCUUCGUGCAGAACUGUUGCGGGCACAUUUAACACGGUGCAUUAUGGCUAUAACGUUGUGGUCCGCAUCCCAGCUGGUGCAACAAAUAUUGACGUGCGCCAGCACAGUUACUCAGGGAAACCAGAGGAUGACAACUACCUGGCCUUAUCUAACAGUCAAGGAGACUUUAUAUUAAAUGGAGACUUUGUCGUCAGUAUGUUUAAAAGGGAAAUCAAAGUUGGGAAUGCUGUGAUCGAGUACAGCGGAUCGGAUAAUACUAUUGAAAGGAUUAAUUCUACAGAUCGGAUUGAGCAAGAAAUAACACUUCAGGUUUUAUCAGUGGGCAAUUUGUACAAUCCUGACGUUCGUUACACGUUUAAUAUCCCCAUUGAGGACAAACCUCAGCAGUUUUACUGGAAUGCAUAUGGCCCGUGGCAGCCCUGCAGCAAGCUCUGCCAAGGAGAACGAAAAAGGAAACCCGUGUGUACGAGAGAGUCGGAUCAGCUCACGGUGUCAGACCAAAGAUGUGACAGAAUUCCCCAGCCUGACCCCAUCACUGAGCCUUGUAGCACAGAAUGUGAAUUAAGGUGGCAUGUCGCGAGGAAGAGCGAGUGCACGGCGCAGUGCGGAGUGGGGUACCGCACCCUGGAGAUCUUCUGCUCCAAGUACAGCAGGCUGGAGGCGAAGAUAGAGAAGGUGGACGACCGCUUCUGCAGCAGCCAGCCCAAGCCGAGCACGAGGGAGAAGUGCACUGGAGAAUGUAACGUGGGAGGGUGGCGGUACUCGGCCUGGACCGAGUGCUCCAAGAGCUGCGGCGGCGGCACGCGGCGGCGGCGAGCCAUGUGCGUGAACACCUACAACGACGUCCUGGAUGACAGCAAGUGCAGUCAGCAGGAGAAGCUGACGGUGCAGCGGUGCAGCGACUUCUUGUGCCCCCAGUGGAAAACCGGCGACUGGUCCGAGUGCCUGGUCACCUGUGGGAAAGGGCACAAACACCGCCAGACCUGGUGCCAGUUUGGAGAAGAUCGAUUAAACGACAGGUUUUGCGAUCCCGAAACGAAGCCGGAGUCGGUGCAGGCGUGCCAGCAGCAGGAGUGUGCUUCGUGGCAAGUGGGGCCGUGGGCCCAGUGCACGAUGACCUGUGGCCAAGGCUACCAGAUGAGAGCGGUGAAGUGUGUCGUGGGCACCUAUGUGUCAGUGGUGGAUGAUAACGAGUGUAAUGCUGCAACCAGGCCGACAGAUACUCAGGACUGUGAAAUAGCAGCAUGUCCUCCCCAUCCAAAUAGUCCUGAAGCCAAGAGAUCCGUAUCAGGCGUUCACAGGACGCAGUGGAGAUUUGGAUCCUGGACACCGUGCUCCGCAACCUGCGGGAAGGGUACCCGGAUGAGGUACGUCAGCUGCCGGGAUGACCAGGGCUCGGUGGCCGACGAGUCAGCUUGUUUCCACCUCCCGAAGCCAUCAGCCACGGAAAUGUGCACCGUGACGCCGUGCGGGCAGUGGAAGGCCUUGGAGUGGAGCUCCUGCUCGGUGACUUGCGGUCAAGGUAAGGCAACGCGACAAGUGAUCUGCAUCAAUUACAGUGACCAGCUGGUGGACAGGAGUGAGUGCGAUCCAGAUGACCUCCCUGCCACCGAGCAAGACUGCUCCAUGUCUCCUUGUCAUCCAAACAGCCAUGACUACGGCAGGCCCAUCCACCCUUUCCUCUAUCCGGAUCAUCGCCUGAAACUGCACCCCGGAGGCAGCCCGAACCGAAACCGUGCACAUAUACCGGGAGGCAAUCAGUGGAGGAUUGGCCCCUGGGGUGCUUGCUCUAGCACGUGUGCGGGGGGGUUCCAGCGGCGGGUCGUGGUGUGCCAGGAUGAAAAUGGAUACACCGCAAAUAACUGCGAUGAGAAAAGCAAGCCCAUGGAGCAGAGAUCGUGCGAAUCUGGCCCCUGCCCUCAGUGGGCUUAUGGCAACUGGGGAGAGUGCACGAAGCCAUGCGGGGCAGGGACAAGAACACGGCUGGUGGUGUGCCAACGCCCGAAUGGAGAAAGGUUUACGGAUCUGAGCUGUGAAAUCCUUGACAAGCCACCAGACAGAGAGCAGUGCAAUGUGCAGGACUGUCCUAGAGAUGCUGCCUGGAGCGCUGGUCCUUGGAGCUCGUGUUCUGUCUCCUGUGGAAGGGGCCAAAAGCACCGCAAUGUGUACUGUUUGUCAAAGGAAGGGAGGCAUGUAGAAGAAGAUUAUUGCAAGCACCUUGCUAAGCCCAAUGUGCAAAAGAAAUGCAGAGGGGGCAGAUGUCCGAAGUGGAAAGCAGGAGAUUGGGGACAGGCGGUGCAGACCAGCGGCUACUGCGACGCCAGCAAACGGCCCCCCGAAAUGGAGAGCUGCGGGCUGCCGCCCUGCGAGUACGUCUGGAUCACCGGGGAGUGGUCGGAGUGCUCCGUCACGUGCGGGAAGGGGUACAGGCAGCGCCUGGUCUCCUGCAGCGAGAUUUACACCGGGAAGGACCACUACGAGUACGGGUACCAGAACACGGUCAACUGUCCUGGCACGCAGCCGCCCAACAUCCAGCCCUGCUACCGCGGGGAGUGCCCCGUCUCAGCAUCCUGGCGCGUCGGCAACUGGGGAAGCUGCUCUGUCACCUGCGGGGCUGGAGUCAUGCACCGCUCGGUGCAGUGUUUGACGAACGAUGACCAGGUCAGCAGCUUGUGCUACGGAGACCUGAAACCCGAAGAGAGGAGGACGUGUCACAAUGUCCACGACUGUGAAUUACCAAGGAGUUGCAAAGACGUUAAAAAUCUCAAAGGUGUCACUGAAGAUGGCGAAUAUUUCCUUCAAGUCAAAGGAAAGAUGUUAAAGGUGUACUGCUCUGGGAUGCAGACUGACAGCCCAAAGGAGUAUGUGACACUUGUAAACGGGGAUGCAGAGAAUUUUUCAGAAGUGUAUGGAUACAGAUUGCAUAACCCGACUGAAUGUCCGUAUAACGGGAGCAGACGAGAAGACUGCCAGUGUAGGAAAGAUUACACAGCAGCUGGGUUUUCCACCUUCAGCAAAGUAAGGCUGGACCUGAACACUAUGCAAAUAAUAACGACCGAUUUACAGUUUGCACGGACACAUGAUGGCCGACCUGUUCCUUAUGCCACUGCUGGGGACUGCUACAGUGCCGCCAAGUGCCCGCAGGGUCGCUUCAGCAUAGACCUUUACGGGACAGGCCUGUCCCUAACGGGAAUGGCAAAGUGGCUCUCGCAAGGGAAUUACGCAGUGUCGGAAAUUCAAAAAUCCCCAGAUGGUACCAAAGUAGUAGGAAAAUGUGGCGGUUACUGUGGGAAAUGUACUCCAUCAUCUGGAACGGGCCUUGAUGUUCAGGUGUUAUAG
Molecule: messenger RNA, 5286 nt
Organism: Opisthocomus hoazin
Lineage: Eukaryota; Metazoa; Chordata; Aves; Opisthocomiformes; Opisthocomidae
Source: RefSeq, a predicted model, not a curated record